UCCGCCAACACACACGUUGGGGAGAGGCAGUGAUAAAUAAGAAGGGGGAAAAGAGUCCAGCGUCUCUCGCACACAGCAGGCUCAAGUAUUAUGUGUUUUCUUCAGCAGAAUCAGCACCAUGAAGACCCGACUAGGCUGCCUGUCCAACAAAUCGGACUCCAACAGCGACUUCUCUGAGUUCCUGCCUCCUGCCCACGAAACCACUGCCAGGUGUCUCAAAGUUUCAACGGAUGAGGUUGUUCGGUGGUCCGAAUCGUUUGAUCAUCUCCUCUCUCACAAAUAUGGCCUGGCUGCCUUCCGGACAUUUCUCAAGUCUGAGUUCAGUGACGAGAAUAUCGAGUUCUGGAUGGCUUGCGAGGAGUACAAGAAAAUCAAAAGCUCAACCAAGCUUGUGUCCAAAGCAAACAAGAUCUUUCAGGAGUUCAUCGAUAUUCAGGCACCCAGAGAGGUAAACAUUGACUACCGCACCAGAGAAAAGACUAAGCAGAGCCUGGAGGAUCCGUCCCCAACCAGCCUCAACGAAGUCCAGGCUAAAGUCUACAGCCUCAUGGAGAAAGACUCUUACCCACGAUUCCUCAGGUCCAAGAUGUACCAGGAAAUAAUAAACCGGGCUAACGCUCAAGGUCAGCGGAGGUCUGUUUGAAUCUGAUGAAGACCACAGACGACGUCAAACUGGACCUACACUGUAAAUCCCGAGUUAACCCUUUGACAUCAUCUCUGAAUACUGUGAAUCUGCAAGGAUGGGGCGACAUGCUUGACUGUUUCCUGUUGUCUACACCAGCUCCAUGCAUGAAACCUCUCGAGAAACAAAGUGUCUUGGUGGACUGCACUCUUCAAGAAGAGAUUUGAUAAGGAUAAGCUAAUUGUUUACCUCCAGUUAGUGCUGGGCGAUAUGUCUUUAAAUAAAUAAUCACAAUAAUAAAAGAAAAGACUUACGUGAUAGUUAUAUUUAUGACGAUAUACACUAUUUUAGGAGAUAUCAGACACAGCCAAUGCUUGGGGAACAAAACAUAUACUUGACUUAAAGGUAUUUAUUUCAUGAGGAAAUAAAUAUGUCGGGGGAUAAAUAUCAUGACGGUUUUAUCGCCCAGCACUACCUUUACUUAUCUUAAGUUCUUUAGGAAAUAGACACCGUCGUAUGCAGGUGGCUAGAUCAAUAGGGUAGUUUGUGUGUUUACGUUGACCAAUGAAGUGAGUGAACACCUAUUAUCUGAAACGCUGCCAAAUUAGAUUGCAAUUAGAUAUUGAUAUAACUACAUAAUCCUGUGUAUUGUAAACUCGUACAGGUAUUCUAUGUGUAUGAGGAUAGUGAAGGGUUGGGUUACUUUUUGUUUUCAAUUCACUCGUAUUCAGAAAGCAGAAAUGUGCUAUCAUCUGUGAACUUGUUUCUGUACAUGUGCGUGCGCGUGUGUACACAAUGCAUCCUGACAAUCAGUCAUUGACGACCAGGAAUAUGUGGUGAUUUAUUAUAGUUCAUUUUUUAUUAAUUAUGUAUUUAGGCCAGGUCAUUGAACUAAAUAAAACAUUUAAUAAAUGUACUCUCUUACUCAUCAACAUUAGAUUUCAAAUGACUCAAUAUUCAUGAUACUUUACUAAAAUGUAAAUUGAAAUUACAUAAUUAAUUUGGUUGAAUGUACCGCCUAAUGAGCAUGCAGUGCUUCAUUACACUAAAUAUCAAACAUUGGCCUCCUGCUAGUGGUGAAUUGAAAGCAACAGCCCCGACCCACAAAUAAUCUGAAAAACGUGUUGUGCAAAUUUCCUCAACAAUUUCUAGCAUGAUGCAAUACUCAGAAUAACCAUUUCUUUAACUUGUACAGUAUGUAAUGAAAAUGUCUGCAAAAAAUGUCAGUAACAUGACAGUGUUUGAAAUGUGCUCCCUCAGCAUUUGCACUCCUUUUUAAAAUAAGACAAUUUGAAAAGAUUUCAGGGAAGACAAAUAUUUUUCUUUAUUGCAUGUGCACCGUAAAGGCCAAACUGUUGGAAAUGCAACCAAACUGGCUGAAAAUCAUAUCACCCUAUAUGAUAUGUUACUGUGUUCCACAUAAAUGUAACCUCCCCGCUCUAUUUUGCAAUUAAAAAUUAAUCUGCAUCUAU
Messenger RNA from Pseudoliparis swirei, 2094 nucleotides. RefSeq names its product regulator of G protein signaling 8 (gene rgs8). The record is from RefSeq and is a predicted model, not a curated record. Lineage: Eukaryota; Metazoa; Chordata; Actinopteri; Perciformes; Liparidae. Bases 119 to 643 code for a protein of 174 amino acids. The transcript is spliced from 5 exons.